AUGGCCUCCCAGGAUGCCGGCAGCGCGACCCCAAUUCCAACCACGGAAACCGCUCCAGAUGCGCCAGACAGCGACAUUCCAGAGGAGAAAUGGAAGGCCAUGCAAACAGUCCUGAACAAAGUCUACAACCACAGGAUGGAAGAUGGCUACGACCCGUCCAAGCUCUUCCAGCGCAAGAUCAACAAACGCCAAGUUCCCGAUUACUACGAAGUCAUUAAGGAGCCAAUGGCCCUGAGCAUUAUCAAGCAAAAGGUCCAUGGCAGAGAGUACACGAGUUUCGAGGAAUAUGUCCGCGACUUUAGCCUCAUUACCUACAACGCCCAGGUCUACAACCGUCAGGAAUCCCAGGCACACCAAGAUGCGCUCGUUAUCAAGGAGUUCUUCGAGGCGGAGCUGAAGCGCUUGAUUGAAGAGAAGGUUAUCGUCGAGGACGAGGCGAAGAUACCGUAUCUGGGCGAGAUUCCCACCUAUGAGGAUCCUGCGCCGGAGGAGCCCGAAGAGGAAGAAGAGGAGGAGGAAGAGGAAGACGACGAGGAGGACGAUGAAGAGGAUGAAGAUGAGAAACCGAGACGCAAACGAGGAGGCCCCAGGUCCACCGCUGCCAUCACAAAACGCGAGGGCGGCGGGAAGGAUGAUACCAAGGAAAAGGCGGCGAAUGACGCCGAGUCGCGCAAGAAGAGAGGACGCCCACCGCGGGUCGACACUCCGAUGGAAGCUCGGAUCAAGGCCAUCAUGAAGGCCAUUCGGAAGCCUAGGAACGAUCAGAACCAGUUGAUGGUCAGCCAUUUCGAGCGCGUCCCCGACAAAUCCGUCAUGCCCGAGUACCACAACGAAAUCAAAUACCCUAUGGCCAUGGACGGCCUCAAGAAGAAGCUCAAGAGGAAGAAGUACCAGUCCAUCGACCAGUUCAUGAAGGAUGUCGAAAUCAUGUUCGAAAACGCCAAGUCGUACAACCAGGACGAAAGCCAAAUCUACAAGGAUGCCGUGUACCUGCAGAAAGAAGCUCGCAAGGCUGCUGAAGAAGAAAAGAAGAAGCCAGACUCCGAUUACCUCAUGGAAGAUGGCCGGAUACCGAUGCCCGAAGGCAUUCUGCAUAACGGCGAGUGCUGGAGGGUUGGCGACUGGGUGCACAUCCAGAAUGCCAACGAUCUCACCAAGCCUAUCGUCGCUCAAAUAUACCGAACCUGGCAAGAUUCCGAGGGCGGCAAGUGGGUCAAUGCCUGCUGGUACUACAGACCAGAGCAGACUGUGCAUCGCUUUGAUCGCCAUUUCUACGAGAACGAGGUCGUCAAGACCGGACAAUACCGUGACCACCCCAUUGACGAGGUCAUUGAUCGUUGUUUUGUCAUGUUCUUCACGCGCUACAACAAGGGCCGGCCAAGGAGCUUCCCCGCAGACAAGGAGAUCUACGUCUGUGAGGCGCGUUACAACGAAGAGAAACACAAACUGAAUAAGAUCAAAACAUGGGCCAGUUGUUUGCCUGACGAGGUUCGGGACAGAGAUUAUGAGAUGGACUUGUUUGAUGCACCGCGCAAGAUUAAAAAGGUGCCAAGCCCCAUCGCCUAUCUGCUGAAGGACGACGCAAAGGAAAGCGACCCUCUACCGGAACCUGAAUGGGGGGCAGCAAACGCCCCGCCAAAGAUCGGUGCAGUUCAUAAACGCCCUCGAGACCCCAAGGAAUCGCCGCCACCAGAGCCAACACCCUCACCACCACCGCAACCUCCGCCACCGCCGCGUCAGGACUCCACCAUGUCGGCUCACGCAGCAAAUGGCGCCAAUGGCCAAAGACCAGACUUCCCCAUGGGAGCUUCACAAACGCCAGGCGCUGCUCCAACGCCGCAACCUCACCACACGCAACCCAACUACACACCUCAACCGCACGCCUACCACCAGCACUCUGCCUCUCCAGCGCCAAUGCAACCACUUGGUGCAUCGCAUCCAAACAGCUUCGCCGCCGCCCUCACACCACACACAGGCGCCUACGCUGCCCCGCCUAGCGUCGCGACACCCGUCUCCACCUACUCCACCGGGCCGCCCAUGCCAUCAACCCUCUAUGCCCAACAGCUCCGCUCCCAACAACAUGCUCAGCACCUCCCCAGCAGCGCCGCUGCCGCCAAUCCCUAUGCGACUGCACCACCCGGCGCGACGCCCUACGCACCACCUCACACGCCUUACGGCGCCGCAGCGGCAGCUGCUGCGCUCGGCGGCGGCGUCCUCAACACGCAAUCGUACAAACCGGCGCAAGCGAUCGAGGUCUACCGGCUCGACGACCACACCAACGCGACUAUCCCGCCGCGCAUUCGCGCGCAAUUCCAGCAGGACGAGCAGGGCCGCGUGCUCUUCUUCACCGCGCCCCCGAUCGACGCGCUACCGCCCGGUUCUGGCGGCAGCGACGCCGAAGGCAACGCCGGUGCCGGCGGCCUUGCGCACGACGUCCGCUACCUCGCCGCCAAGAAGAAGCGCGAGGCACUCCUGCGCGAGAGGAAGCGCAAGGCGGCCGCCGAAGCAUCAUCUAACGGCGCAGAAGCAGCCAAGAAGGCCCGCACGAACGGCAGCAGCGACGCACAACAACAACAGCAGCAAGAUGAGCGCUCCCUGCGCCAGCAGAUCGAGCAGCUCACCAUCCGCGCCGCCAAGGUCCUCGAGCAGCAACUCCGCGCCGCCACCGAGCGCGACUUUAAAGAACUGUUCGCCUUCUCGUCUCCCGCUGACGGCGACGACGACGCCAUGAUCAUCGAUGGCGACAGCAGCGAGGACUGGAAGAAGCGCAUGCAGCGCGAGCUGGACCGCCUGGGCGAGACGCAGCGCGAGCUGCUGCGCAAGGAGCUGGCGCGCGAGGAGGAAGAGGAGCGGUGGAGGCGCAGGCAGGAGGUGCAGGUGACGGGGAUGCUGCCGACGUUGGAGGAUUGA
Lasiodiplodia theobromae is the source of this 2910-nucleotide messenger RNA. RefSeq names its product Chromatin structure-remodeling complex protein rsc1. Gene Ontology annotation, biological process: chromatin remodeling. The record is from RefSeq and is a predicted model, not a curated record. Gene Ontology annotation, cellular component: RSC-type complex. Bases 1 to 2910 code for a protein of 969 amino acids. Gene Ontology annotation, molecular function: chromatin binding; protein binding. Lineage: Eukaryota; Fungi; Ascomycota; Dothideomycetes; Botryosphaeriales; Botryosphaeriaceae. The transcript is spliced from 2 exons.